AUGAAAGAAUACUGUGUCAAUAGUAUCUUAUUCCAACGAGGAGUAUACCCCCGAGAAGACUUUCGUAUCAGCAAGAAAUAUGGAAUACCACUCUUUGUCACGACCAAUCCUGAAUUAAAAGACUAUAUUGAUCAAGUCAUCGGUCAAGUGCGUGAUUGGAUGAAAUCUAACAAGAUCAGCAAACUGAUAUUGGUGAUCAAAUCGAGAGAGACUGGGCACGUCCUUGAGCGAUGGCAGUUUGAUGUACACGUUGUGCAACCAGUGGAGCCUAUUACUGCUACAGAGGAAAAUCCAGAGGACAUGGAGCUUGUCGAUAACUCAGUGAGCGAAAGCACCCAGCAACAAAUCCGUGCUCUUAUGCGACAAAUUUCAGCAAGCGUGACAUUUUUACCCGAGUUGGAUCAGGAUGACUGCACCAUAAAUAUCCUUGUUCAUACGGACCAAGAUGUGAAUGUACCAACCACGUGGGGAGAUAGCGAUCCCAAGCUUAUUGAAGGUGGAGGAGAACACGUACGUUUAAAAUCAUUUUCAACUUCAGUACACAAGAUCUCGGCCCUCGUUGCAUACCGCAUUGAUGACGAAGAAUAA
Lichtheimia ornata is the source of this 588-nucleotide messenger RNA. RefSeq lists its product as uncharacterized. Gene Ontology annotation, biological process: mitotic spindle assembly checkpoint signaling. The transcript has 4 exons. Gene Ontology annotation, cellular component: cytoplasm; nucleoplasm; kinetochore. The record is from RefSeq and is a predicted model, not a curated record. The coding region runs from base 1 to 588 and encodes 195 amino acids. Lineage: Eukaryota; Fungi; Mucoromycota; Mucoromycetes; Mucorales; Lichtheimiaceae.